AUGGCCGACGGCGACACCCACAUUUCUAUUCCCCUCGGCAUAACUGUCGGGCUCCUAGCAUCAUUCAUUCAGUCUCUAGGUUUGACAAUCCAGCGCAAGAGCCAUGUCAUAAACCAGUCGCUGCCGGAAUUCGAGAGGAGGGUGGAACACCGCAGGCCGCUCUGGCUGUUUGGAUUUGCGAUAUUCAUCUCGUCAAAUCUGUUUGGCUCCGUCUUUCAGAUCGCCUCGCUACCCGUCGUCAUCCUUGCGCCUCUUGGCGCCGUGUCUCUCCUAUGGAACGCGUUCUUUGCAAGGAUACUCCUUGGCGAUGUAUUCUCAAUGUGGAUGCUAAUAGGCACCUUGCUCAUCGCCGGCGGUGCCGUCCUCGUCGCUGUAUUCGGCAUCGUACCUGAACCCACGCAUUCCCUGGAGGACCUACUCAUGCUUUUCAACCGGCCUGUCUUCGUGGUGUACUUCUCACUCUUGGGCAUAGCCACAGUUGUAUGCCUUGCCAUCACACACAUAGCGGAAUAUUCCUAUACCCGCAAGAUGGCGUUGCCCGCAGUGUCGCCGCCGCUAUCCCCCCUCAUCGUACCUAAUUCUCAUCCCUCCAUCUUGACAACGACAACAACAGCAUCGAACACCGCCGAUCCUAGCGAGCGGACACCCCUUCUUGAUCGCAAGCCUCGUGCGCGUUCACAUUCACACGGCCGCUCAAAGUCUCCCUCUCCCUCGGGCACAACAUCCAACCAAUCUAUUCUGUCCAGCGCGAUUAUCUUUACUACCCAAUCCACGCGGACGCCCCUGUUUCUUGCCGCGUCUUAUGCGUCGUUCUCAGGGAUCAUCUCUGGCAUGUGCUUACUCUUCGCGAAGAGUGGAGUUGAACUGCUCAUGCUCACCAUCGCGGGAGACAACCAAUUCUGGCGAUGGCAGGCCUGGAUCCUCCUGCUUAGUCUGGGUGUCUGCGCUCUUCUGCAGCUGUGGUAUAUGCACAAGAGUUUGGUCCUCGCUGAUCCGACCGUCGUCUGCCCCCUCGCAUUUUGCCUUUACAAUCUAUCCUCGAUCAUAAACGGUCUUGUAUACUUUGACCAGUUCUCACUCCUCUCCAAGACGCAGCUUCUCCUUGUCCUGCUGGGUAUCUCCAUCCUCCUCGCAGGUGUCUGGAUCGUCAGCUUCCCACCUACCGGCGGGUACAGCAUUGACAUCGGUGCAUGGACGCACGAUGAGGCCGAUGCACACUCGUUCACGAGUGCAGACUCAUACGACUCUGCUCUCGAGGACGGCGAGGACGACGAGGAGAUCCUCGACGAUGAGCCUCUGCCCAUGGAUGCGCACCGACGCUCGCGGACGCUCCCGCUGCCAAGCCGCCCCCCGAGCGAAGACAUCGGCAUGGGCCCCGUCGCGCCCGACGCGCACGCCGCCAGCCAGCCGCCCCCGCCCGCCGACGCGCCGCGUCUGUCUCUCGUCCCCUCGAACGCAACCGCGCCGCCGGGCCCGCGGCAGUCCACUCUGCUCGCGCCCGCAGAGGCCAUGCGGCGCUCGCGCUCGUCGUACGCGGCGGACAGCACCGGGUCGCCGAGCACGCGGCGGCGGCGGACGACGCUCGCUGCGCCGCUGAGCCCGCCGCCGUUCGCGGGGCCGCUCGCGCCGAGCGGGAGCGCGCUCGGGGGGUUCGCGAUCGGGCUGAGCCCCGUGAGCCCGGGCUUUGCGCUCGUGCCGGAGCGAAGGCGGCGGGUGUCCGCGCGGCGGGGGAGCGUGGGGGACGAGGAGAGCGGGCGGCGGAGCAUGCGGAGGGUGGUGAGCGAGGGGACGGUGCCGGGCGACGAGCCGCCCCGCGGGAGGGUGGGGCGGGAGGAGGAGCAGGAGGCGCUGUUGCCGGGUGCGCUGACGCAAGGGCGGCGUGCGAAGGGGCGGUGGAAGUGGGUGCGGAAUGUGUUUGCGGCGACGACGCAUAGAUGA
Molecule: messenger RNA, 1938 nt
Organism: Postia placenta MAD-698-R-SB12
Lineage: Eukaryota; Fungi; Basidiomycota; Agaricomycetes; Polyporales; Adustoporiaceae
Exons: 5
Coding region: 1-1938 (645 amino acids)
Biological process (GO): magnesium ion transport
Cellular component (GO): membrane
Molecular function (GO): magnesium ion transmembrane transporter activity
Source: RefSeq, a predicted model, not a curated record